Dama dama (fallow deer) is the source of this 5670-nucleotide messenger RNA. RefSeq names its product SAYSVFN motif domain containing 1 (gene SAYSD1). The record is from RefSeq and is a predicted model, not a curated record. NCBI's taxonomy places the organism in Eukaryota, Metazoa, Chordata, Mammalia, Artiodactyla, Cervidae. The transcript has 2 exons. The coding region runs from base 111 to 686 and encodes 191 amino acids.
CCACGCAGGCGCACUGCAGCCCGGAACCCCAAAGUCGGCACGGGCUCCCCGCGGGCGAGCAGGCGGGCGCGCGCGCGCUUUUUGGGCGCGCGAAGAAGGGGGCGCGCGCCAUGGAGCAGCGGUUAGCUGAGUUCCGGGCGGCCCGGAAGCGAGCCGGGCUGGUGGCUGAACCCAGCACUUCGAGCCAGCGUACACAAACCUCGGGAGAGAAGGCAGAAGCAGCUACGACUCCAAAAGCACCCUCAGGCUGGCUAAAACGGUUCCUGCUGUGGAAACCGAGGCCACCGAGAGCCCAGACCCAGCCCAGCCUCGCUCAGGGAGCAGCUGGGCCUGGGGGCCGCGAGUCACAGCCACCACGGAGUCCAGCCGAAGCCCCACCACCGCCACGGCCGCAGCCGCCCCUGGCCCCCCGGGACCGGUCUCUCCUGACCAGCGUCACCUUGUUGAAGGUGCUCCUCUGGUUGGUCCUGCUGGGGCUGUUCGUGGAACUGGAAUUUGGCCUGGCCUAUUUUGUCCUGUCCCUGUUCUACUGGAUGUAUGUGGGGACGCGAGGCCCCGAGGAGAAGACGCAGGGAGAGAAAAGCGCCUACUCCGUGUUCAACCCGGGCUGCGAGGCCAUCCAGGGAAGCCUGACUGCCGAGCAGCUGGAACGCGAGCUGCACCUGAGGCCUCUGCCGCGGAGAUAGGACCGGACCGGCGGCGGGCCCCCCGGGCCUCGCACCCCCUGGCUUUGACUGAGAGCAGCUUGCGGGUCAUGUCUGUGACCCCACAAUUCCCCACUUCCCCUGACCUCCUGCGACAGUUUUAUCUCAGAACUUCUUUUUCAUUGUGGUGAAACUCCUGGAAAGACACUCACUGUGGGUCUGAUGCAAUUUAUAAAAAUUACACACUCAAGACAGGAGACCUCUUUGUCUCUUUAUUUGAGAGGCGAUUCUUAGAACACUAGGAGGGCUUUGGGGAGAUAACUGUUGAAAAUAUUGAGCUGUUUGAGGUAAUGGUUUGGUACAUCAGAGCUAUGUGUUAAAAGUAAAUAUUCUCUUUAAGUUUUUUUUUUAGAAUUAGUUACAGUAAGUCCCCUGCAUACAUAAACCUCUGUUCCAAGAGUGCAUUUGUAAGUCCAGUUUGUUCCAAGUCCAACACAGUUAGCCUAGGUACCCAACUAACCCAUUUGGCUAUAUAGUACUGUACUUUAUUAGGUUUGUAAUACUUUUCACACAAAUAAUACAUAAAAAAUAAAACAUUUUUCAUCUUACAGUACAGUAAGAAAAAGUACAAUAAGUACAGUGAGAAAGUACUUGAAAAGUACAGUAGUAUGGCCCAACAGCUGAUAUACAGGGGCUGGCAUCAAGUGAACGGGAAAGAGGCGUCACAGACUGGAGGAGAGAGGAGUGGGCGACGGCAGAGCUGAAGGAUCAUCAGCAAUAGGAGAUGGAGGGCAAGCUGCAAUGUCCCUCACGCCUGACGUUGAUGUCACAGGUUCUGGUUCCUUGCUGGAUUCAAUUCCAUCUAUCCUCUUGAAAACACAGCCUAGUGGUGUCUGAGUAGUAGCUCUUUUUUUUCUCGCCAUAAUGACCUGGCAGCACUGGAUUGCAUUCUGAAUGGCUGCUGCAGACUUUGUGAACUCUUCUGCAUUCAGGUCCGGUGCCUCAAAAACUUAACAGGGCCUCUCCGGGAAAACCCCUCUACUAUUUCCUGUAUCAUGGAGCUCUUCAGUUCUUCAGUUACUUCUUCCGCUUGUCUCUCUUGGUGCUUUCUCUGGGCCUCCAGCUCCAGAUCUUCAUUAGUCAAUUCUUCAUGUUGCACAUCAAGGAGUUCAGUGCAGUUGCCCUCUUGCAGAUCUAGCUUGAAAUAAAGAGACUCCACUCCUGUGCUUGUACAAUACAAUACACAGAAGCACAAACACUUGUAGAGAAUGCACACACAUGGCAAUAUACACCAGACACGUGAAGUGACUUACGAGACCAGACGUGCAAAUACAUCCUCACGUCUUUGAAAGUUCACAACUUGAAGGUUCGUAUGUAGGAGACUUACUAUAAUUAAUUUUUAAUUGACACAUAUUUGACUUACACUGUUAUUAAUAGUUUCAAUUGUACAGCAAGGUGACUCAGUUCUUGUCUGGACUCCCCUGUCCAGGCAAGAAUACUGGAGUGGGUUGCCAUACCCUCCUCUUUGCUGCUGGUGCUGCUAAGUCGCUUGUACAACAAAGUGACUCAGUUACAUAUAUAUGUGCAUGCAUGCAUGCUAGGUCACUUCAUUAUGUCCAACUCUUUGCGACUCUAUGGACCCUCUGGACUCUAUGUAACCCUCCAGGCUCCCCUGUCCAGGCAAGAAUACUGGAGUGGGUUGCCAUACCCUCCUCCAGGGGAUCUUCCUGACCCAGGGAUCUAACCUGCAUCUCUUAUGUCUCCUGCAUUGGCAGAUGGGUUCUUUUUAUUACUAGCACCACCUGCUGCUGCUGCUGCUGCUAAGUCACUUCAGUCGUGUCCAACUGUGUGCGACCCCAUAGACGGCAGCCCACCAGGCUCCGCCGUCCCUGGGACUCUCCAGGCAAGAACACUGGAGUGGGUUGCUAUUUCCUUCUCCAAUGCAUGAAAGUGAAAGUGAAGUCACUCAGUUGUGUCCGACUCUUAGCGACCCCAUGUACUGCAGCCUACCAGGCUCCUCCAUCCAUGGGAUUUUCCAGACAAGAGUACUGGAGUGGGUUGCCAUUGCCUUCUCCAAGCACCACCUAGGAAGCCUAUAUAUAUAGUCUUUUUCAGAUUCCUUUCCCAUAUAGGUUAUUACAAAAUAUUGACUAUAGUUCUCUGCUCUGUACAGUAGGUCCUUAUUGAUUAUCUAUUUUAUGUGUAGUAAUAUGUAUCUGCUAAUCCAAAAUUCCUUUUUCCCUCCCCCCCACUUUCCCCUUUUAACCAUAAAUUUGUUUCCUAUGGCUAUGAGUCUAUUUGUUUUCUAAAUAAGUUCAUUUGUAUUGUUUUUAAGACUACACAUAUAAGUGAUAUUGUAUAUUUGUCUCUCUCUAUCUGGCUUACUUCACUUAGUAUGAUAAUCUCUAGGUCCAUCCAUAUUGCUGCAAAUGGCAUUAUUUUGUUCUUUUUAUGGCUGAGUAAUAUUCCAUUUUAUGCAUGUACUACAUCUUCUUUAUUCAUUUGUCAAUGGACAUUUACACUGCUUCCUUGUCUUGACUAUUGGAAAUAGUGCUGCAAUGGACAUUGGUGCCCAUGUAUCUUUCCAAAUUAUGAUUUUCCCUGGAUAUAUGCCUAGGAGUGGGAUUGCAGGAUCAUAUGGUAACUCUGUUUCUAGUUUUUUAAGGAACCUCCAUAUUAUUCUCUGUAGUGGCUGUACCGAUUUACAUUUCCCCCAACAUUGUAAGAGGGUUCCCAUUUCUCUACACCCUCUCUAACAUUUAUUGUCUGUAGACUUUUUGAUGAUGGCCAUUCUGACUGGUGUGAGGUGAUACCUCAGUAUAGUUUUGAUUUGCGUUUCUCUAAUAAUGAGCAGUGUUGAACAUCUUUUCAUGUGUCUUUUGGCCAUCUGUAUGUCUUCUUUGGAGAAAUGUCAUUUUAGAUUUUCUGCCCCUUUUUUGUUUUUUGUUUUUAAUAUUGAGCUGUUUGCAUAUUUUGGAGGGUAAUCCUUUGUCAGUUGCAUCAUCCACGAAUAGCUUCUCCCAUUCUGGAUGUUGUCUUUUCAUUUUGUCUAUUGUUCCCUUUGCUAUGCAAAAGCUUUUAAAUUUAAUUGGGUCCUAUUUGUUUUUAUUUCCAUUACUCUAGGAGGUGGAUCCAAAAAGAUAUUGCUGCAGUUUAUAUCAAAGAGUAUCCUGCCUGUGUUUUCUUUUAGGAGUUUUAUAGUAUCUGGUCUUACAUUUAGGUCUUUAAUCCAUUUUGAGUUUAUUUUUAUGUAUGGUGUUAGAGAAUGUUCUAAUUUCAUUCUUUACAGGUAGCUCUCCAGUUUUCCCAGAACCACUUAUUGAAGAAACUGUCUUUUUUCUCUUAUAUAGUCUUGCUCCUUUGUCAUAGGUUAACUGACUGUAGGUGUGUGGAUUUAUUUAUAGGCUUUCUAUCCUGUUUCAUUGAUCUAUACUUAUUUUUGUGUGUGUGCCAGUACCAUACUGGUUUUUAAAUAUUGUUUAUUUACUUUAUUUUCGGUGGCACUGCGUCUUUGCUGCUGCUCACGGGCCUUCUUCAGUUGCAGCUAGCAGGGCUAACCUCUAGCUGCGGUGUGCAGACUUCUCAUUGCAGUGGUUUCUCUUGUGGAAUACAGGCUCUGGGUGUGUGGGCUUCAGCAGUUGUGCUGUGUACGCUCAGUAGUUGCAACUCAUGAGCUCUAGAGAGCUGUCUCCGUAGUUGAGGCACACAGGCCCAGCUGUCCCACAGCGUAUGGGAUCUUCCUGGACCAGAGAUUGAACCCAUGCCUCCUGCAUUGGCAGGUGGAUUCUUUACCACUGAGCUACCAAGGAAGACCUACCAUACUAUUUUGGUUACUGUAGUUUUAUAGUAUAGUCUGAAGACAGGGGAGCCUUAUUCCUCUACUUUUACUUUCCUUUCUUAAGAUUGCUUUGGCUAUUUGGGGUCUUUUUUGUUUCCACACAAAUUGUAAACUUUUUUGUUCUAAUUCUGUGAAAAAUGCUAUUGGUAAUUUUGAUAGGCAUUGCACUGAAUCUGUAGAUUACUUUGCAUAGUAAAAUCAUUUUUGACAGUAUUGAUUCUUCCAGUCCAAAAACAGUGUCUCUGUACAUUUGUUUGUGUCAUCUUUGAUUUCUUUGAUCAUUUUCUUAAAGUUUUCUGAGUACAAGUCUUUCAUCUCCUUAGGUAGGUUUAUUCUGAGGUAUUUUGUACUCAUUGAUGUGAUGAUAUAUGGGAUUGCUGCCUUAAUUUCUCCUUGUGAUCUUUCAUUGUCAGAGAAUAAGAAUGCAGGAGAUUUCUGUGCAUUUAUCCUGUAUCUUUACCAGGUUCAUUGAUGAGCACUAGUAGUUUUCUGGUAGUGUCUUUCGGAUUUUCUAUGUAGAGUAUCAUGUCAUCUGCAAACAGUAAUUGUUUCUUUUUCAGUUUGGAUUCCGUUUAUCUCUUUUUCUUCUCUGUUUGCCCUCUCUUCCUGCUCUGUUGGUUGUUUGGCCUGAGAUGUUUCAGCACUGGAGCCUACAGGCUUUUGGUUGGGGCCAGGUCUUGGUGCCAAAAUGGUGACCUCCGAGAGAGCUCAUACCGAUGAAUAUUCCCUGGUGGAAACCACCAGAGUCCCUGUACCCACAGUAAGCCACGGCUGCCCCAUCCUCACUCCACCUCCUCAGGAGACCCUCCAAGACCAACAGGUGGCUCUGGCCCAGGCUCCUAUGACAUCACUGCCUUUGCCCUGGGUUCUAGCACGAGAUACUGUGUGCACUCUCGAAGAGUGGAGUCCCUGUUUCACCCAGUCCGUGGACUCCUACAACAAGCCCCACUGGCCUUCAAAGCCAGAUGGUCUGGGGGCUCCUCCUCAUGGUACUUGACCUUUAGACUGGGGAGCCUGGCGUGGGACUCAGAGCUUUCACUCCUGUGGGAGAACUUCCGUGAUAUAUUUAUUCUCCAGUUUGCAGGUUGCCCACUUGCAGAGUGUGGGAUUUGAUUAUAUUGCCAAUACACCCCUUCUCAUGGUUUCUUCUUUGUGUCUUUGGAUAUAAAAUAUCUUUUUUUUGGUAGA